AUGUAUUUAACAGCACUCUUCCUAAAGAACGACGAGGUGGAGAUCAUAAACAAAAAAAAAUUGAAAAGAAACGCCAAAGUGUCAGAAGCUAAAGAUAACAUUGAAAAUAAAAAUUUAUCUAAUGUUAGUGAAGAUUUUUGCUCAGAUGAUAGCGUGAAGGAUCCUGAUUAUGUAGAUAUCGAUACAUCCUGUUCUACAAAGAGGUCUCUUUUGAGAAAUGAACGCCAAGUUUUUAAAAAUUUGAUGAGUGGAAUAGAUUUGAAUGAAAAACAAUAUGACAAUUUCAGUAACGAUGAUUCCACCAAAUCCAAACAAGUUCACUAA
Molecule: messenger RNA, 324 nt
Organism: Pieris macdunnoughi
Lineage: Eukaryota; Metazoa; Arthropoda; Insecta; Lepidoptera; Pieridae
Source: the annotation of a GenBank genome assembly